UCUCUUUCUCUCUCUGCCCUUCAUAAUACAAGAACCAAGCCAAUUCUGAAUCGCCUCGUCUCUGGGUACUCAAAACAUGCAGCGAGACUACAAUGGCAGACCCACCUUCUCGCAGAUCAUCGUGGCGUCCUCCAUAGGGUUGAUCAUCGCCGCGGCCGUGCGUUACCAGCUACGGAGGCUGAGGGACCGGAAGAUAGCCCCGCGCCUGCGGUUGUCGGACUCCGGCCGGGUCGUCAAGCUUGAAAAGUUCUCCCAUUAUGUAGCGAGGCAAAUGGGAUUCAGCGACAGAAGAGAAUGCCCACAGUUAUGCAAAUUAGCUGCUGAAUAUAUCACGAAGUGUGAAGGUUUCGAGGAUGACAUCUACACUUUCUUCUCGGACGAACCGGAUGCAGAUUCGCUCUUUGUGAAGCUUGUGGAAGAGUUCGAGAGGUGCAUCCUCAGCUACUUUGCAUUCCACUGGAGCCACGCUGAGAUUAUGAUCAGUCAGGUCUUAAGUUCAGAUGCCGAGCCGAAGAGGAAGUUAAAGGACAUUGUCAUGAAGGCAACUAGACAACAAAGAUUCGAGACCUUGACGAAAAACCUAAAAGUGGCUAGAGUUUUCACAACAUUAGUGGAGGAAAUGAAGGCAAUCAGGGCAUCAAAUGAUGACUCAGAGUGCACCGAUGUAAUGGCUCCGGUGGCUCACUGUGAUCGGAGUCCGGUCCUCCUCUUCAUGGGUGGUGGGAUGGGAGCAGGAAAGAGCACUGUUCUGAAGGAUAUUCUGCAAGAGCCAUUCUGGGCAGGAGCGGCAGGGAAUGCAGUAAUCAUUGAGGCAGAUGCCUUCAAAGAGUCUGAUGUCAUUUACAGAGCUCUUAGCUCCAGAGGUCACGUUGACAUGCUGCAAACUGCUGAACUAGUGCACCAAUCAUCUACAGAUGCUGCAUCAUCAUUACUCGUCACAGCACUAAAUGAAGGACGAGAUGUGAUCAUGGAUGGCACGCUUUCCUGGGUGCCAUUUGUUGUGCAGACAAUAACAAUGGCCAGAAAUGUCCACCGCCAUCGUUAUCGCAUGGGUGUCGGCUAUCGGAAAGGAGAAGAUGGGUCAGUGACCGAAAACUACUGGGAACGGAUCGAGGAAGAAGAACAGGAACAAAUUGGGGGAAAGAAGAGAAAACCAUACAGGAUAGAGCUAGUUGGAGUUGUUUGUGAUGCUUAUUUGGCAGUUAUCAGAGGAAUAAGGAGAGCAAUCAUGUGCAGAAGAGCGGUGAGGGUGAAAUCUCAGUUAAGAUCGCACAAAAGAUUUGCGACUGCAUUUUUGACUUACUGUCAACUAGUCGACAAUGCUAGGCUAUACUGCACUAAUGCUCUAGAAGGCCCUCCAAAGUUAAUAGGAUGGAAAGACAGAGACAAGACAUUGUUGGUUGAUCCAGAGGAAAUAAGCUGUUUGGAAACGGUGAGCAGAUUGAACGAAGAGGCAGACUCCAUAAACGAGCUCUACAGACGACCAAACCCAGCUUGUGAGGCCGGUUCAGUUUGGAAAGACAUCGUACUAUCACCUUCAAGGAUAAACAUACAGCAGGAGCUGAAGUAUUCAAUCCAGAAAGUUGAGAGAUCGAAGUGACUGAUUCACAACGCAGGAACUGCAGCUUCAUACUAGAAUUUACAAUUCAGCUUCACACAUCGAUCAGACUUUUGUUAUUCUGAUCAGAAGCACAGGAACUUUGUGGGGUAGAUGGAGCUUGUAUGUAAAUUUAAGCAUCUGAAUUUUAUUGCAACUAUAAAUGCAUACAAGAAACACUUGGCCAUCAUAACUAAGAGUGCUAAAGAGAGCCGAUACAUCCUAUUUUGUGGUAAUUUGUUUAGAAAAAUCUGUUCAU
Syzygium oleosum is the source of this 1856-nucleotide messenger RNA. Its product is annotated as calmodulin calcium-dependent NAD kinase. NCBI's taxonomy places the organism in Eukaryota, Viridiplantae, Streptophyta, Magnoliopsida, Myrtales, Myrtaceae. The transcript has 9 exons. Bases 77 to 1600 code for a protein of 507 amino acids. The record is from RefSeq and is a predicted model, not a curated record. Gene Ontology annotation, molecular function: ATP binding; kinase activity.